AUGCAUGAAAACUGGCACGGCCAUGGCUGGGAUGGCGCUGUGGCCGCUACUGCGGCAUGUGCAGUCCAGGCGCGUGAAGGGUUGGAAUUCACAAUUGCCGAUGACACCUUGGACCUGGACGUGUGCGCUGUGUCAAUCGCUAUCCAUAAUGCCAGUGAAUACGAUGCCCACGUGGCCAGCCGUAUUCUGGACAAUAUUGUAAUCUAUUCUGCUUAUGUGGGUCUCCAGCUAGGACUGAUUGCUUAUACUGUGCUAUCAAUGAUCUACCACUUAUGGGCUACUGAGGGUAUCCACUCCCGUGUCCUUCUUGGGGUUGUCGCAGAACAGGGAGCAACCUGCCGCUUGGACGGGGCGGUCUACAUGGUUAAGUCGCGAUUAAGUACCAUGAGAAAUCAGUGGACUAACACAUGCGUCACGCCGGACUAUGUUGGGCUUGACCUCAAUUGCUCACCUCUACAUACAACCCGGACUUUGAUCUAUGAGUCCCUGCUAAGCAAUAUAUUCUGGCACGAGCGUGCACUCAAACUGGUAGUAGCGAAAGCCACACACUCCCUGACAGCGCCGAGUCAUUUGAGACAACAGUGCUCCAGGUUUUGA
Aspergillus alliaceus is the source of this 597-nucleotide messenger RNA. RefSeq lists its product as uncharacterized. NCBI's taxonomy places the organism in Eukaryota, Fungi, Ascomycota, Eurotiomycetes, Eurotiales, Aspergillaceae. The coding region runs from base 1 to 597 and encodes 198 amino acids. The record is from RefSeq and is a predicted model, not a curated record. The transcript has a single exon.